Molecule: messenger RNA, 1332 nt
Organism: Suillus fuscotomentosus
Lineage: Eukaryota; Fungi; Basidiomycota; Agaricomycetes; Boletales; Suillaceae
Exons: 4
Coding region: 30-1283 (417 amino acids)
Molecular function (GO): protein binding
Source: RefSeq, a predicted model, not a curated record
AUUUCUUCAAAAACAGAUAUCACACAAGCAUGCAAAGCACACCAGAAAUAUUAUCUUCCACGAUGAAGGGGAAAUCUUGCGUGGACCGUCCUGAGGCUUACGCCGAUCGAUCUCAGGAUAAGCCUGGUGGUGUCCCUCCCAUCCCUUCUGAACUCAUACAUCACAUACUCAAAUACCUGGGAAAUAAAGACCUGGUGAACACGGCAAUCGUGUCCCAAAGCUUCCGGUUCAUUUCUCAGCGCGUGAUCUACAGGAACGUCGAACCCGCCGAGGACAUGAUCAUACCAUGCCUCAGAUGUUUUGCGUCGUACCCACAUCUUGCAUCCUGUGCUCGUACUCUCAUCUUGGCUGAUGCUACUCGACAUUAUGACGUUUUCUUCAAUUACUUCAACCUGCUGCGUCGUGCCUUGCUAAACGCGUCUUCACUCACCGAUCUUACAAUCCUCCUCGACGGCCCUUACGCAAAAUAUUUGCAUGGAUGUUCAUUUCGACUUCGUUCUCUCACUACAACACUCGACUGGGACAAGGACUUCAUCAAAUUAAUUACAGAGCAGACGGAACUGCGCAAUGCCAUGUUCGGCGGAAAAUUCGUGAAAGACAUGGUUCUGCCUAGCGACACUCUCACAAAGCUUACAAGGGUCUCUGCAUCUCCUCUGGUACUGGCUGCAGUAGUUCCCAAUCGAAAAAUCAAGGAAGUGGAACUCUGUUUGCUACAUCAAGCGCUUUUCAAAGACGAUAUCCUCAAUACUGCAUCAAACAUACUUUCCUAUUCUACCGGCCCAUUGACCGCACUGCAGGUCAUCACCCGUCUAAGCGACACAACGAGUGCACUUGCAGCAUUCAAAGCGAUCGCAAAGAACCUACCAAAACUGAAUUCGUUUGCCUUUUACUCAAGUGAUGGAGUUGUCUCGCAGGAACUUCUGGAAGCCUUUCCAGAAUUCCUCUCCGGCUUCGAAUGCCUCAGGUCGUUGACACUGAUGUCACGAAAUAAAGCCGAUGCACUACACGACAAAACUUUGACGGCUACCCUCGCGUCAAGGUGGCACGCAUCAUGUCCCUCUUUGCAAAGCAUCUCACUCGCGGGAUCUAUAUGGCUGCAUAACACUCGGCAUGGUUGGGUGACGUUGGCAGAUCUUGAGCGUCUCCUGCGAGAACGAACGAUUUCGCUGGAAGAGGUGAAGAACAACAUAGAUGAGGUCGAUGAAGACACGGAGCAGGGAAAUCAGAUGGAGCGGCAGAUGAUCGUGCUUCGUGAUAGUAUCCUCCAGUUUGGUGGUCCUUGAUAGGCGAGAUCUCUUAUGCUACGUAUACGUUCUGACGGGACAUGCUGAG